Molecule: messenger RNA, 231 nt
Organism: Cylindrotheca closterium
Lineage: Eukaryota; Bacillariophyta; Bacillariophyceae; Bacillariales; Bacillariaceae
Source: the annotation of a GenBank genome assembly
AUGUUCAAGCUUUCUUUCCUACUUGUUGCCCUCAUCUCCGUCAUCGCCUCUGUCACUGCUGACAAGCCCAAGGCUCUUCGAAGAUUACAAACUGCUGCCCCAGUUGCUGUUCCAGUCGCCGUCGUCACCGCGCCUAUUGCAGUACCCGUUGCUGCUGCCAGUAAGAGCAGCAAGAGCAGCAAGAGCAGCAAGCGACAACUUGUCCACUACAACACUCCAUACGAGUCGUAA